AAAUCUAUUAUUUAGCUGGUAAAUUGUAAAUAAUUUAUUAUAAAAUCUUAUAACAAAUUAUGAAACUUGAAGUAUCCUCAGAGCAAUAAUGUUGUUUAGCUGCGAGGUUUUGCUCUAGAUUUUUAGAGUUGUUGUUGGUCCAAGCAGGUUAUAAGUCAAUGAAAGGCAAUUUGUUUUUGUUGGAAAUUUUCAUAAUUUUUGGCUUUAAUUAUCCAACUAAUGCUGGCCAGCUUACAUAUGGUAAUAAAGCAAUAUCAGCCAACCGAUUGCUUGAUCUAUCCAAUUCCUCUCUAUCAAGCUUCAAAGAUAUUUUAAACCAUUUUGAUGUUGUUUUUGUCGCCUUCACGGCUUCUUUUGAAUCCUGGAGAUUGAUUAAAUAUGAAUUAAUCCAGGCUGUUGAUAAUUUGGACGACUAUGAGGAUCCUCCGUUACCGAUUGUCAGAUUUGAUUGCUCGUCUGAAUCUAUUAAUGAAGUCUGUUUAGAUUUUAACGUUGCCUUUGAUCCUACUUUAGUCCUCAUCAGAUACGGAGCAAUAGAUGCUAUCUUCCAUCAAUCACGAGACGCUGAAACAAUAACACAAUGGAUAAGAAAACAUAGUCGAUUGAUAUCAACUAGAUUUUGGUCUUACACUGACCUCAAUAAUGCUGUUAAAAUGAUCGAUGAGGUUACAGUUGUGGCCAUUUUUGAUGAUAAUAAAGAUGAAUUGGUUGAGUUAUAUCAUGAAGCAUCUUUAAAAGUUACCAAGAAACCAUUUCUUUCUGGUGUAAAAUUUUUUCAUAUCAUCAAAGACACAGCUGAAGGCAAUGACUGGGAACUGACUGAACUAGGAGGAAAAUCAGGACGCCAUUGGAAAUAUCCAUUGAUCAUUCUUAAACGACCAUCAUGGUUAAUGACACCACUAGAAGAGCCAAUCGUGUUGUAUCCAAUAAAUAGCAACGAAGAUAUUGGUCAAUGGAUACACAGAAAGGCUUUUGGUACCAUUGGUUGGGCUACAAAGGAUAACACACUGGAAGAUGUUAGACCACCAAAAAUAAUUGUAUACUAUGACCAUAACUUUAUACAGCAACCAUCGUUUUCUCAUGCAUGGCGUAAUCAGAUAAUUUUGGCCUCUCGAAGGCAUUUGAAUAUCUAUUUUGGAAUUGCAAAUUCAAUCGUUUUCAAAAACAAACUGAAAAAGUAUGGGAUCAAGGUACCCAGAGGAAAGGAUUCACCUGUUUUCAUGGCUUACGAUGAGUUUGGAUCCAUGUUUGUAAUGAGAGAUGAAUUCAGUGAAAAAGCUUUAGCUCAAUUUAUUCAACACUUUACAUCUAAUUUGAUAGCUCCUAUUGUUGACAGUUUUGAUGCACCGAUAAAACAAGGACUUGAAGUUUCACCAUUAACCAGAGAAAUAACUGGCAACACAUUUCAUAAAUUUGUAUCUGGUAACUCGAAAGAUGUUUUGAUACGAUUCACUGAUCCUAAAUGUAGAUAUUCAUCGGAAUUUGAAUUGUAUUGGAACGAACUGGCUCAUGAGCUAUCUGGUGAAUCCACUCUUGAAUUGGUUACAUUAGACGGCUCUGUUAAUACGAUACCUUCACAGUUUGAAGUUAAACAAUUUCCAACCGUCUAUCUGAUUCCGAGUAAAACCAAAGAGAAGAUUAAAUAUAGAGGAAGGAAAAGUCUACAUGAACUGAUACAGUUUGUAGCUAAACAUGUAAACAGUGAAUUGAUGAGUUUCAACCGAGAUGGAUCUAGACGGCUUCAGCUUAUUGAAAAAAAACUGAAAACAGAAUUUUAAAAAGUCUUAAAGACUUGCAUUUAAUUAUUGUGAGUGUGUAAAGAGAUCGCCCAGUAGGUGGAAUUGAACCACUCUGACGCUAAUCAGCUACGGGUUUGAAGCCCGCACCUCGGACCACCGAAGGUUCAACUGGGCAAUUUACUAUUCCUUUC
This is a messenger RNA of Tetranychus urticae (two-spotted spider mite), 1930 nucleotides long. NCBI's taxonomy places the organism in Eukaryota, Metazoa, Arthropoda, Arachnida, Trombidiformes, Tetranychidae. The record is from RefSeq and is a predicted model, not a curated record.